AUGGCCUGGGGGCUGCCCAGCACCGCCAGCCUGGUGUGCGUCUGCCAGAAGCUGAACCGGGUGAAGACACUGGAGGAGCCCACCAAGGAGACAUUGCUGCAGCGCCGCCUGACCACACUGGACCUGAUCCUGCUGGGUGUGGGUGGCAUGGUGGGCUUGGGGCUGUACAUGCUCAUGGGCACCGUGGCCAAGGGGAUGGCAGGCCCUGCAGUGGUCGUGUCCCUUGGCGUGGCUGCCAUCGCCUCCCUGCUGGUAGCCCUAUGCUACACGGAGUUAGGGGUGCAUGUGCCCGGCAGAGGUUCUGCCUACCUGUUCACCUACGUGUCCAUGGGUGAGCUGUGGGCCUUCCUCGUUGGCUGGAACGUGCUCCUCAGGUGCCUCAUUACUGGCGCCGCUGUGGCCCGUGCCUGGAGCAGCUACCUGGACUCCAUCUUUAGCCACCGCAUCCAGAGCUUCACCGAGGCCCAUGUGGGCAUCUGGCAGGUGCCCUUCCUCAGCCAGUACCCAGACUUCUGGGCUGCUGUCAUCCCUCUUUUGGCUUCUACAUUCAUCUUCUGUGGAGCCCGUGUCUCUUCCUGGCUCACCCACACCUUCUCUGUUAUCACCAUGGUUGUCAUCCUCUUCAUCAUCAUCCUGGGGUUUGUCCUGGCCCAUCCGCACAACUGGAGCACUGAGGAGGGCGGCUUUGCACCCUUUGGCUUCUCUGGCAUCAUGGCCGGUGCCGCCACCUGCUUCUAUGCCUUCAUGGGCUUUCAUGUCGUCGCUAACUACAGUGAGGAGGCCCGGAACCCGAAGCGAGCAGUGCCUAUGGCCAUCACCAUCUCGCUUGGCCUGGCGGCUGGUGCCUACAUCCUUGUCUCCACAGUCCUCACCCUCAUGGUGCCAUGACACAGCCUGGACCCUGACUGGGCACUCGCUGACGCCUUCCACCAGAGAGGCUAUAGCUGGGUGGGCUUCAUCAUGGCAGCUGGUGCAAUCUGUGCCAUGACCACUGUCCUGCUCAGGUACAUCUUCUUCCUGCCACGCAUGGUCUCUGCCAUAGCCACCGACAGGCUCUUCUUCCAGGGGUUUGCCCGCGUGCACCCCCAGACACAGGUGCCUGUGGUGAGCCUCCUGGUGUUUGGGGUCCUCAUGGCUUUCCUGGCACUGCUGCUGGACCUCCAGGCACUGGUCCAGUUCCAUUCCAUUGGUGCACUGCUGGACUACACCUUCGUGCCCACCAGCAUCAUCAUUCUACGCUUCCGAAAGUCCCCUCCAUCCACUUCUCAGCACCCUGGCAGCCCUGUGGGCACAGAGCAGGACUCAGCCCCUGAGCCCAGGCAACUGCGAGCAGCCCUGAGGCCCUACCUCCGCUUCCUGGGUGGGUGCAGGCCUGGAGCUGCUGUGGCUUGGGUGCUCGGUGUCCUGGUGGCCUCGGCCAUCACCCUGGACUGCGUGCUGGUCUUUGGGGACUCGGCCCUGCACCUCCCUCCCUGGGGCUACACCCUGCUGCUCCUGCUCAGCUCCGCCACCUUUCUGCUCAGUCUCCUCGUCCUGGGGGCCCACCAGCAGCAGCGCCGGCAGGACACCUUUCAGGUUCCCAUGGUGCCCCUGACUCCCGCCCUGAGCAUCCUCCUCAACAUCUUCCUCAUGCUGCACCUGAGCUAUGUGAUCUGGUUGGUCUUUUCCAUCUGGCUGCUGAUCGGACUCAUGGUGUAUUUUGGCUACGGCAUCUGGCACAGCAAGGAGAACCAGCGGGAACAGCCGGGGUUGACUGUCCCACAUGGCAGCCUGGAGGAGACGGUGCCAGCCCUGCAUCCCCCCAGCCGGGCAUCGGCCCAGAAGCCAAGCCACACGGAGCAGCCCACCAGUCUAUGA
Equus caballus (horse) is the source of this 1857-nucleotide messenger RNA. RefSeq names its product cationic amino acid transporter 4-like. Gene Ontology annotation, biological process: amino acid transport; transmembrane transport. Gene Ontology annotation, molecular function: amino acid transmembrane transporter activity. Gene Ontology annotation, cellular component: plasma membrane. The record is from RefSeq and is a predicted model, not a curated record. NCBI's taxonomy places the organism in Eukaryota, Metazoa, Chordata, Mammalia, Perissodactyla, Equidae.